UCCGGUCUGAAUACAACUCCAAAGGUUUAGUGUUACUCUUAACAGAGUACGGCCCAUUAAGAAGCUGUUCGUCUUCUCUCUCCUCUUGAUCUCUCAAAUCGCCGUUGAAACGAGCAACUCAAAGGAGGCCAUCACAUCGGUGACGCAGCGGCGAGCAAGGGACAUAGGAAGGAGAGGAGAGAGGGCGAUGACGGUGUUCCACCUCUUCAACUGCGCUAUCCUCACCUUCGGCCCGCACGCCGUCUACUACUCCGCCACUCCUCUGUCAGAGUAUGAUACAGUUGGAACAUCUGUUAAAGCUGCUAUAGUUUAUCUGGGAACUGCAUUGGUAAAGCUUAUUUGCCUAGCAACAUUUCUUAAAGUACCAGAGAAUGAUAACUUUGAUCCUUAUCAGGAACUGCUCAAAGCAUUAAUUGGAUUUAUAGAUGUUGCCAGACUUUAUUUUGCAUUGGCACAAUUGACUCACAGAAACAUUUCUCAGAAUCAUAAGUUCCAGGCUGUUGGUCUUGGUAAGUAAGAAAAGAAUGUCUGUUUUUUGGUUUAAUGAUUGGUAGACAUUCUAGCUAUUAUUUUUGAAAGCUGUAGUUUUUGUAGUGAGAUCAUAACAAUGGAGGAUACCUGAAUACCAACCGGUUUUUCACUUUUGUCAUGGACCCUUCUCUUACCUCAUUCUCAUAAUUUGUUCUUUAUCCGCUGUAUUGUCAGCUUUAGACAAUGGAGAAUGUAUAAGUCAGCUGAGUCCCCUGUCAAUAUGAUGAGAGAAGGCCUUCUGAUUAAUAUUUUUUGAUCUUUUUCCUCCUCUGUUCAUCUUCA
Messenger RNA from Musa acuminata AAA Group (dessert banana), 813 nucleotides. RefSeq lists its product as uncharacterized. The transcript has 4 exons. The record is from RefSeq and is a predicted model, not a curated record. Lineage: Eukaryota; Viridiplantae; Streptophyta; Magnoliopsida; Zingiberales; Musaceae. Bases 188 to 517 code for a protein of 109 amino acids.